This is a messenger RNA of Suncus etruscus (white-toothed pygmy shrew), 3346 nucleotides long. RefSeq names its product coiled-coil and C2 domain containing 1A (gene CC2D1A). Gene Ontology annotation, cellular component: nucleus. Gene Ontology annotation, biological process: regulation of transcription by RNA polymerase II. Gene Ontology annotation, molecular function: DNA-binding transcription repressor activity, RNA polymerase II-specific; RNA polymerase II cis-regulatory region sequence-specific DNA binding. NCBI's taxonomy places the organism in Eukaryota, Metazoa, Chordata, Mammalia, Eulipotyphla, Soricidae. The record is from RefSeq and is a predicted model, not a curated record. The transcript is spliced from 29 exons. Bases 133 to 2958 code for a protein of 941 amino acids.
GCCGAGGAGGGGCGCCCAGCUCAGAAGGGCGCGUGCGCGGCGAGAGGCUCCGGGGGUGGGACGGGGUGGGGGGCGAAGAGGCAAGACCAGGCCGGCACCGGGGUCGGGUGGUCCGGACACCCCGCCGGGAAGAUGCACAAGAGGAAGGGGCCCUCCGGACCCCCGGGCCGGGGCGCCGCGGCUGCCCGCCAGCUGGGCCUUCUGGUGGACCUGACACCAGACGGUCUGAUGGUCCCCGAGGACGGAGUCAAUGAAGAGGAGCUGGAGGCCGAAUUCUUGGCUUUGAUGGGGGGCCAGCCACAGGCCCUGGAAAAGCUGAAAGGCAAAGGCCCCCUGCCCAUGGAGGCCAUUGAGAAGAUGGCAAGUUUGUGCAUGCGGGACGAGGAUGAGGAAGAGGACACGGACGACGAGGACGUGGAGGCCGAUGAUGACCUGCUGGCUGAACUCAGUGAGGUCCUGGGGGAAGAGCAAAAGGCGGCGGAGUUACAGCCUCCAGUGGCCCAGCCCAGGUCCACAGCCCCCAGUCCCGGCCUGGAGGCCACCCUGCAGGAACGGCUGGGCCUUUACCAGAUGGCCGCAGAGAGCGCCAGGCUAGCCGGGGACAGCGCCAAGAUGCGCCGCUAUGACCGUGGCCUGAAGACGCUGGAGAACCUGUUGGCCUCCGUGCGGAAGGGCAGGCCCAUCGAUGAAGAGGAUAUUCCGCCACCAGUGGCAGUGGGGAGGGGUCCCCCUACUACACCAAGCCACACUCCAGCAGCACCUGGACUGCCACUAGCUGAAACCCGGGGUACCAUGGAGGGGCCUCUGCCCACGGCCCCCGCUACAUCCCUGGGUCCUGCAAAACCCCCAGCCCCGUCCCCAGGUCCCCGCUCCCCAGGCCCCCUGGAGCAGCUGCGGAGCCGCCAGCACGACUACAAGCUGGCCGCCCUCCAUGCCAAGCAACAGGGCGACACUGCCGCCGCCACCCGCUUCUUCCGCGUGGCUAAGAGCUUUGAUGCCGUGCUGGAGGCCCUGAGCCGCGGGGAGCCUGUGAACUUGUCCCGCCUGCCCCCUCCCCCCGACCAACUGCCCUCCGACCCACCGGCCUCACCCCCACAGCCUACGGCCCCUGCCAGCACGCCCCCCACACCAGAGGUUCCCCCAGCCCCGAGGACUCUGCUGGAGGCGCUGGAGCAGCGGAUGGAGCGCUACCGAGUGGCUGCAGCCCAGGCCAAGGCCAAAGGCGACCAGCGGAAAGCCCGCAUGCACGAGCGAAUUGUCAAGCAAUACCAAGAUGCCCUCCGUGCCCACAAAGCGGGCAAGGCGGUGGAUGUCGCUGAGCUGCCGGUACCCCCAGGCUUUCCCCCCAUCCAGGGCCUGGAGGCAGCGGAGCCAGCACAGCACAGCCUGGUGGGUGUCCUAGAGACCGCCAUGAAGUUGGCCAACCAGGAUGAGGGCCCAGAGGACGAGGAUGAUGAGGACCCCAAGAAGUCCACCAGCCCGCAGGCUCCUUCUGCCCAGUCCAAGGCCCCAUCCUCCAAGACACUCCAGUCUGGAUCCACCAAAGCAAUACCCAAAGGCACAUCCACCAGAGCCCAGCAACAACUCGCCUUCCUGGAGACCCGCAAGAAGCAGCUCCUGCAGGCAGCCCUUCGGGCCAAGCAAAAGAACGAUGUGGAGGGUGCCAAGAUGCACCUCCGCCAGGCCAAGGGGCUGGAUCCCAUGCUGGAGGCCUCACGCAACGGGCUGCCCGUGGACAUCGCCAAGGUGCCACCUGCCCCUGUCAACAAGGACGAUUUCGCCUUGGUCCAGCGGCCCGGCCCAGGGAUGUCUCAGGAGUCGGCCAGGCGCUAUGGCGAACUCACCAAACUCAUCAGGCAGCAGCAUGAGAUGUGUUUGAAUCACUCCAACCAGUUCACCCAGCUGGGCAACAUCCUGGAAACCAGCAAGUUUGAGAAACUGGCCGAGGAUUGCAAGCGCAGCAUGGACAUCCUGAAGCAGGCCUUUGCCCGGGGCCUGCCCACACCCUGCGCCCGCUUUGAGCAGCGGACUAUGAGCUUCAUCAAGAUCUUUCCCGACCUCAGCAGCACUGACAUGCUUCUGUUCAUCGUCAAGGGCAGUGGCCUGCCCACGCCACCAGGGCUGUCCCCUGGUGACCUGGAUGUCUUUGUUCGGUUCGAUUUCCCCUAUCCAAACGUGGAAGAGGCCCAGAAAGACAAGACGGGCGUGGUCAAGAGCACAGAUUCUCCUGAGUUCAAGGAGCAGUUCAAACUGUGCAUCAACCGCAGCCACCGAGGCUUCCGCAGGGCCAUCCAGACCAAAGGCAUCAAAUUCGAAGUGGUGCACAAGGGAGGACUGUUCAAGACGGACCGGGUGCUGGGCACAGCGCAGCUAAAGCUGGACACACUGGAGUCUUCCUGUGAAGUCCGGGAGAUCCUAGAGGUCCUGGAUGGCCGCAGACCCACGGGAGGGCGGCUGGAGGUGAUGGUGCGGAUCCGCGAGCCCCUGACCUCUCAGCAGCUGGAGACCAUGACCGAGAGGUGGCUGGUCAUUGACCCUGUGCCCCCGGCCAUGCUCGCAGUGGCUGUGCCCAAAGCCAAGGCUCCUCCUGUGCCCGGCCCUGCCAGGGAGCAAGGGAACAGAGCAUCCAGACCCCUGCACAGUCUCAGCGUGCUGGCCUUUGACCUCGAGCGCCUGGAGAGGAAGAUCCUGGCCCUCAGGCAAUCGCGCAGACCGGUGCCCCCAGAGGUGGCACAGCAGUACCAGGACAUCGUGCAGCGGAGCCAGUGGCAGAGGGCGCAGCUGGAGCAGGGCGGCCCAGCCAUCAGGCGGGAGUACAUAGCCCACUUGGAGAGGCAGCUGCAGUUCUACACCGAGGCUGCUCGGCGUCUGGGCAAUGAUGGUAGCCGGGACGCUGCAAAGGAAGCACUCUACAGGCGAAACCUGGUGGAAAGCGAGUUGCAGAGGCUGCGCAGGUGAGCGCCCCCUGCGGGCAGGCCAGUGGGGAGCAAGGCCCCGACGCCCCCAGGAGCUACUGUGCCCGCCUGCCGGCCUGACAAGCAGACAAUCAACGGAUGGUCACCUCGGAUGGGCCCCCUGACCCCAUGGGGCCGGAACCUGGCCCGGCUAUGGCUGCUGGGCCCCAUCCUUCAGAGUCCCGUUUGCACAGCCCAGGGGGGUCAGACCCCUGGCUCACCCCGAGAUGGGAGCACACCUGGGCCCCAGUCCCUAGGCCUCCCCCUGCGCACUUUAUUUCCUGUCUCUCCCCGCCUUAACCCUGUGUCCACCUGCACCCCAAAGAAGCCACCGAGGCCAGCCAGAGGCCCCCCUCCCAGUGGGCCCCCACAAAUAAACAGCCAGGACUGUG